This is a messenger RNA of Mangifera indica (mango), 1204 nucleotides long. Its product is annotated as cell division control protein 2 homolog D. NCBI's taxonomy places the organism in Eukaryota, Viridiplantae, Streptophyta, Magnoliopsida, Sapindales, Anacardiaceae. The record is from RefSeq and is a predicted model, not a curated record. Gene Ontology annotation, cellular component: nucleus; cyclin-dependent protein kinase holoenzyme complex; cytoplasm. Gene Ontology annotation, biological process: regulation of G2/M transition of mitotic cell cycle; G1/S transition of mitotic cell cycle; protein phosphorylation. Bases 85 to 993 code for a protein of 302 amino acids. The transcript is spliced from 8 exons. Gene Ontology annotation, molecular function: ATP binding; cyclin-dependent protein serine/threonine kinase activity; cyclin binding.
CGGCUACAUACUGAACCCCUUUAUAAGCCAGCAAAGAAGUCUUCUUUGUUUGAAGAAGAAAAAGAAAAAGAAGAAGAAGAAGACAUGGAUGCGUUCGAAAAGCUAGAGAAAGUCGGAGAAGGAACGUACGGAAAAGUGUACAGAGCAAGGGAGAAGGCGACAGGCAAAAUCGUAGCCCUUAAGAAGACUCGUCUUCACGAGGACGAUGAAGGCGUGCCUCCAACUACUCUGCGUGAAGUCUCAAUUUUGCGCAUGCUUUCUCGUGAUCCCCAUGUUGUAAGAUUGAUGGAUGUCAAACAAGGCCAGAAUAAAGAGGGCAAGACAGUGCUAUACUUGGUUUUUGAGUACAUGGACACAGAUCUUAAGAAAUUCAUCCGUAGCUUCCGCCAAACUGGAGAAAUUAUUCCUGCUAAAACUGUGAAGAGCUUGAUGUUCCAACUUUGCAAAGGCGUUGCUUUCUGCCAUGGGCAUGGAAUCUUGCACAGGGAUCUUAAGCCUCACAAUCUCCUGAUGGAUCGAAAGACUUUAAUGCUUAAAAUAGCAGAUCUUGGACUAGCUCGUGCAUUUACUCUUCCAAUUAAGAAGUACACUCAUGAGAUAUUGACACUUUGGUACAGAGCUCCAGAAGUCCUUUUGGGCUCUACCCACUAUUCUACUGCUGUGGAUAUGUGGUCCGUUGGCUGUAUAUUUGCCGAACUGGUCACAAAACAAGCACUUUUCCCUGGAGACUCUGAACUACAACAGCUGCUGCAUAUUUUCAGGCUAUUGGGUACUCCAAACGAAGAAGUAUGGCCAGGGGUGAGUGCCCUAGUGAACUGGCAUGAGUACCCGCAAUGGAAACCUCAAAAUCUGUCAUCAGCUGUUCCUCACUUGGACGAGAAUGGGCUUGAUCUGCUUUCACAAAUGUUGCAGUAUGAACCCUCAAAGCGGAUCUCUGCAAAGAAGGCCAUGGAGCACCCAUACUUUGAUGAUGUGGACAAGACCCGCCUCUAAAGAAAAGUGUGCUAUGCACUAGCAUUAGAGAGAUUAGGGUUCUUGUUUUCAUAUUUUAAGAACAGGAAAGGGAAAGCAAAGUCUAUUUUGCCUUGUCCUAAGAAUAUUUUUCAAGUCUUGUUAAAUUUGUUUUAGGAUGAAUCUUCUUGCGCUUAAUGUUGGAAUGAACUAUGGACUUCUUAUAUAAGAAAUGGCUCUACCUAGUUUUAUA